AUGUCAUUCAGAAUUGAGUGGCUUACAUUUGAGGCAGAACAAUACAUGCCAAUACUGAACUUUUGUUUGGUUGGAGUAACAAGAAGUCUCGAUAUGUUGUCAGAUAAGGUGAUUUUUUCUGUGUUAUUCAUUGGGAUUUGUAUACCUGUACUCAAUGCUCGGACAUUGCAUAAACCGGACAAGAAAGACAAGCUAUCUGUGAAGAGCGAUGUCGAAAUAGUUUCCAAACUUUUGGAUGUGAACGAAUUCAAGCACCACACCUACGAAGAGACAUUAUGGUUCAUGAAAUAUUUCGCUUCGAAAUAUUCCGAUAUUGCUGCUCUGUACGAUAUUGGGGAAUCUGUACAGAACAGGAAACUUUGGAUUCUUGAAAUCUCUGGAAAUCCCGGAAGGCACGAUCCUGGCGAGCCGGAAGUAAAACUCGUUGGGGGUAUUCAUGGCGAAGAAGCGAUCAGUAAAGAGAUAUUACUACAGUUUAUAAAACUUCUUUGUGAGAAAUAUGAUAAAGAUCCUGAGUUAACAAAACUUGUGGAUACUACUCGUAUUCACAUACUACCAAGUCUAAACCCAGAUGGUUAUGCAAUGGCAAGAACCAAGGGAGAAACUCGGCGUGGGAUUGGACAUACUAAUGCACACGGCAUAGACUUGAACAGAAAUUUCCCAGAUCAAUUCUUCCCUACUAUCUCGCCCGCACAACCCGAAACUGAAGCAGUUGAAAAAUGGAUUAACUCGCAUCCUUUCGUUCUCUCGGCUAGCCUGCAUGCGGGAUCACUGGUAGUAACAUACCCUUACGAUGAUUCGCCGUCGGGACAGAGUGUAUACAGUGCUACGCCAGACGACGAUGUUUUCCGACAUCUCGCGAAAGUAUAUUCAGUUAACCAUCCCACAAUGCAUCUAGCAAAUCCAAAACUAAACUGCACGGCCAAUGGUCCACAUUUUAUUGAUGGUGUUACAAAUGGUGCGAAAUGGUUCAGUGAAGCAGGAGGAAUGCAAGAUUAUAACUACGUACGUUCUAACUGUUUUGAGGUUACCAUACAACUUGGUUGUGAUAAAUUUCCGAAUGCCUCAAAGAUCGAAACGUAUUGGAAAGAUAAUAAAAAGUCUUUGAUUAAUUUUAUCGAAGAGGUAAGGAACGAUAUAAGCAAUUUAACAUUAUUACAGUACAUAAUAGACAAACGAAACUACAAAGCAUACUGAGUAAAUGUCAUGCAGAGACAAUACGAUAGAAAAAGUAAUUUAAAUGGUAAAUCAGUAAAUGUCAGCAGAUAUUGCAAAAAUGCAGUAUUAAUUACAGAUUACUCGCUCUUUUUAUUAAAAAUACAGCAGUAUAUGUGUCCAUUAAUUAUUUCAAGCAAAACAUUUUUAAAUGUUUAAAAACAGAAAGGAGGUUAAGGUUUCAACGAGCGCAAAACAAAAAACCCAGUCGUGUUCAGUCUAUAAAUUGUUUGAUAAAGAAAAGGAGAUUCGAUUGACAUUAAACCUGACUGAUGAAUUUAAGUCUUAGUACAACUUCCUUGAAUAAGAUGAAGUAUAUUUAUCAACUUAGGUCAGUUACGUGUGCGAUAUAGAAAAUCCUAGUCUGCAUGAAUACAUCAUCUUUUGUUCGUUUUGUAUAACUUGACGUCAACAACUUUGAUAUUAUUAAACAAAUCCAUUGGGACUCUUAAACUAAAAGUAUAUCUCACGUUCCGUUCUCACCUGAAAGAGGUCUUUCUAUAUUUAUUAAUUAUAUAUAAUAGUGAAUAAAACGUACGACCCUUUAUAUGUUGUUGAAUAUGCACAUAUACACUGGUAGGAAUCCACCACGAAAACUGUAUUUCAAAUUUCGUUGGGCCGCAGCCAACGUUUAAAGGUUCUUGAGAACCGACAGAAGAUUUGAUUAAAAUGCUUAACUGCUUCUAGGUGCACACAGGAGUGAAAGGUUUUGUUAGAGACAUCAAUGGUCAGCCUGUGGAAGGAGCAAGUAUUACUAUAUCUGAUCGUCAGCACCCCGUCACCACAGCAACAAAUGGCGACUACUGGAGGCUACUAGUACCAGGCUCUUAUGAAAUAGCAGCCACAAGCACGGGAUAUAAGCCCCAACGAAAAGUAGUAGAAGUUCAUUCUGAUCAUGUUUCUGUCCUUGAUUUUAAUUUGAAACCAGUUCAUGAUGAUGGUGAUGAACCUUACACUGGCGUAAGUCCCAAUUUUAGUGACUUUAUUAGGUAGCUAUUCCCACUGUGGAGUUUGUUCACAUUGUGGUAGCAUGCGGAUAUUUGGAUAACUUAGAAUUUAAUGUACCUUUGCGUUUAAAUGUAAAAAUAGGUCAAAACCAUGAGAAACAGGAUGGCAUGGAGAACAAUGGUAUUUUCAAAACAAUGAAAAGAGAAAGGAACAUUCCAACACUAUUAGUAUGCUAAGUGUUAUGGGAAAAGCGCAUUGUGUUGACCGUUAACAAAUUUUAGGUUUGAAAUCUUUCGUGCGGCGUGUAAUUAUUUAGGGCAUUUUUUAACCAUAUAACUACUGGGGCAUUUACCCCAGUAGGCCCUUUGCUUGCCCCAGUAGUGAAGCAUGAUUUUCAGACGAGCUGGGCCCUUUUGAUCAUUAGUAAAAAGUCAACCUUGCCUGCUUUCUCAUAUCCUCUCACAUUCUCGACAUUCCAUCUUAUAAAAGUCAGCACAGGGUGCUAAAAGGGGUUGUGGGUUGGAACACCCCAAAUCGUCUGGUAGUCUGCAAACUAUCUAAUCCCAGUUGGAUAGGAAGGAGAGAAAAUAAAACACUGAUACAAAUUUAAUAAUUGUAGCUAAAAUUAUGGAAAAAUUAAACAAACAAUGCUACGUUAACCCAAACGAAAAUGAAAAGUAUAAUGUACGGAAAAUCUGUGAUGUUGAGCCGUGAAGCCCCCCCCCCCCCUCGCUCGCCAUCAAUUUUGGGAAAAGAAAUACUAAUUAGAGUUUGAAAUUAGUAGGCAAUAUUUCACUUAUACCCCCCCCCCCUUCAAAUUGGGCUAGGGCCGCCCCUGAGCACAUAAUGAUUGUGUGGGGAAAAGGCCCUUAUUGAGACUUAGCCCCAGUAGUUGUAAUUUCUUAAAAAAUGCCCUGGAUGUGCAUGUGUCAACGUUUUCAGUUACGUAUUGUGUACCAUGGUAAAAAUGCAGGCAGCUAAGGUCGAAGAACGACCAUGCUUUAAUAAUGGUUUUAUGAUAAGUAUGCUGCAUUCACAAAUGCUCGGAUUUGGAACAUAAUAAAACGGCUAUAGUUUCUUGUUUCCUGUUAUAGUAUUAUUGUAACCACACACAAUACUCACAUAACCACACAUAAUACAUACAAUGUACUUACCACAUCGUGUAAUUUGUGUUUAUUAUUUCAGUUGUUUUACGAUGAUCCACGGGAAGGCGGCAAGCGAACUUGGCCAGCGGCUGGUAGUAGAUCACGUGACAGUGAUGGUACAGUUCCUGAAGAUACAAAAGGAGAUUUCUCAGACGCAUCUUCAAAUGAAUACGAUGACCGACCACGGUAGGUAGAGAUUUUCUAAUAAUUCGCGGAUACUUCGUCCUAGUUAACAGUUAUAUAUCUUAUACAAACAACAUACCCGACUUUCGUUCUUUGUCCAUGGCCAAGACCAAGUAAAUAGGGAUGGGGCUCAGCCUCAGGUGCUCGGCGUAAUCCCCCUCCCCGCGGCACUCCAUGUUUACCAGUGUAUAAUUUUGAAAGCGACCAUGCCAGUAGGAUAAAUGUGGCAUCACUUCAUUAAUUUUGGUGUGGUGUUCAAAUUAAGUCAAAACAUCGAGGGACAGUCAACAAUGCUACAUCUGACAAUCAUAUCUCAGAAACACAUGUGUCUAUUAAAUGCAGGAUGUAUCUAUCCACACAGAUAUAAUGAUCUUCAUAGAUAUGAUAAUGGACGAACUAGGCUGACUGAGUCUCUCAACUGAAUAUCUGGAUGUCUCAUUAGGGCUUCCCAAUAGCUCUGGAGUCAGGGGGUUGGUACGGUACACCAGAGUCUUGGGUUGAUUGUCGGUUGGGAUAUCCAGAAAUGGACCAGCUGUAGAAUUAAUUUCCAACGGGGUAUUAGACUCCAUUGGAAUACAACUAUUUGUGCUGAGGCAACUGUAAUCAGUAAAGAUCGUACGUUAUAUCGGUUUUAGAGGGGAAAAUUCAGCAGUUAAACGCCCUGCUUCUCCAGAAGAGGAAGAAGACGCUUCUUCAGAAAGAAAGGAUCACUUAGCGAGCGCCACAGGCAGCACACAAACUACCAACAAAAAAUCCGAGGAAGCAAAACAACACGAGUCCGCCACACCAAAUCCUUCACCAAGAAAGCAAACCACUCCCCUGAAACAAAAGAACGCUGCAAUUGGAACGAAAGUUGUUUGCCAUGUACGAGGGAAAGCAGGAAGUUUGAAAGGCGUUUUGAAAUGGGUCGGUUACCUUCCAACAUUACCCAAGACAAAAGAUAAUAUUGUGGCAGGAAUCGAGUUGAUAAAGCAGGAUAAGUUGGGUACCGAUGGAUCAUUUAUGGGCAAGAGAUACUUCACAGCUACUUCAAAGCGUGGGUAUUUUGUCAGAUAUAAGGACUGUAAGAAGGUUAAGUAA
Messenger RNA from Paramuricea clavata, 4571 nucleotides. The record is from the annotation of a GenBank genome assembly. Lineage: Eukaryota; Metazoa; Cnidaria; Anthozoa; Malacalcyonacea; Plexauridae.